Molecule: messenger RNA, 3296 nt
Organism: Hylaeus volcanicus
Lineage: Eukaryota; Metazoa; Arthropoda; Insecta; Hymenoptera; Colletidae
Exons: 4
Coding region: 571-1053 (160 amino acids)
Source: RefSeq, a predicted model, not a curated record
ACAUUUUCGCUAAGGAAAAAGUUGUUUCAAAUCACCUCCCGAACCACCCAUUUCAAGGUGUUACAACAUUUUUGGGACGCCCUGUAUAUUUGUCGCAAAGCGAACGAUAUACAGGGUGAAAGGUGCCAUACUACUUUUCAGUUGCCCAAAUACUCAGUCACGACUCUGUUCACCUGUCUCUACGUACGAUAAACAUCGCAACGGUGUACAAAUCGGUUUUCGAAGCGCGCGGUUGGCCACGUUAACGAGGCCCACUGUCCCCACGAGCAAUUAAAAAGAACGAUCAUUAUUUUCGUACGGGGCGCGGCGCCGUUAACGAUCUUCACGUUUUCUAAACGAUUUAAUUUGCACGGGGACGAAUUAAAUCGUUUCUUUCGACGGGCCAGCGAUCAUUUCACGUUUCUCUAAUCGUCGACGGAAGGAAAAGCUCGACGUCCUUCGCUGGCGACGAGACUCGCGUAAAUCGCUGUCCGUUGCGCUUGGGCUUUCAAACUUGGACGCGACACAAUCAACGAAAUUUCAACUCUGAGCACAUGGCUGGUGUCGGUUGUUUAGGAUGUAUUGGCUGCGAUGCUGGGCGCGUUUCUAGGACGAGACAGAGACCCUAAUCAGAUUUAUUCCAUGGCUAAAAACGCUUCCGAGUUCAUUAACAUAGUGGUGAAUCUCCUGGAUGCGUUGAAGACAUCGUUCUCUCACCGUUCGUUGGCGGCUAGAUCCAUGGGAAAGCGAGACACAAUCUCCGAGGCUGCAGUCACGACACUCACUAUGCUGAAGGGUUACGUGAGGUCGCUAAAGUCUUUUAACAACGUUGGACGCUCGGAGGAUGAAGGUCAACGCGGUUGCGCCGAAAGAGCUCUUUGUGAAGCGAGUGCAGAGUGCGUUGCCAAAGCUCAAGGCACGUCGUCCGUCUUCUGUCAAUUUGGAUCGUACGCGACCAGCUAUCUGCUCCAGAGGCAGAGCGGCGUAGGCUUCGACGUUCUCUACGACGCGAGUCGACGCGGUCGCAACGGAGAGGAUUGCAGGACCGUCUUCAUGGACUGCAACGCCGUAUGAGGAAGCCUCGUUCCGAUUCGCUGACCACGAUUUAGCACCGCGGGACCUGAACAACUCCGGAUCAAUUGCUCCGUAACUUCAACAUGGAAUUUCUAGCAAUUCUUCUCUAGAACUUUCCUAUUUCAUUGAAAAGUCGACGCCUGAGUUGUUCAAGAUCCCGAGGCCUAGAUCGCACCCUAGAACGGCGAACAUUAGCUUUAGACAUAGACGUGGAACAUGCGCAAUGGACGUGUCUGAAACUAGACUGGCGGGAAUCUUGGUGACACUUUUCUCGCAAGCUCUCGAUCGACGUACUCGGUUCAUCGAGCGACAGACUGACUCGGUUGUCUUCCAGAAACAUAGCAUUAUUAAUCGAUCGAUUUCGGCGGAUCCUUUUGGGACAACAGAACGCUAAAAUUUGCCAGGAAUCCUUGGCGUACGAUGGGAAUUUUUCGGAUUCUCCGCGGACGCUCGGGAUUCGUGCAUGAAAAUGAAGUUCGCGAGAGAGGAGAGAAGAGUCCAUGAACAAAUGUCGCGCGCAGGCCUGACACGAACAGGCCUCGACGACGAUCACGUUAUUUAUUUAUAUUUAUUAAAUUAUAUUAAACGUAGUGGUAGCGUUUAUUCGGGGCUCAAUUGGCUGCGAUGCGAACGGGGAUCGCAGCUUCGGCGUGAUCUGGUGUUCCUUGGCGAGCACGUAGAAUCUAAAUUGGUGAUAACUAGACUGCGCAUCUUUAUGCAAAAUAAUAUCUCAGCAAACGUACCUACAAAAACUGAACUUAAAGAGGAAUUUAUUUUACCCUGGCAAUAUUAUAAUAUGAACUUUACUUUCAAUAUUUUGUAAUAACAUUGCAUACUGUACGCAUUUUCUAAUUUCACAUUCAAAUUUCCUAUAAAUGCAUAAAAAUCUGCAGUCUAAUGAUAUGAUGCGUAUGGGUAUCAAAAUGUUUUUGAUUUGACUGUAUAAGAAGUAUGACAGAUUAAACUGAGAGAUUAGUGGCUACUUGUACUCUCGAGAGUUGCUGCUCCUAUUGGAACGUCUUCUGAAAGUCCUCUCUUGUUACGUUGCUCAUCUAGUCUUCAAUCUCCCCAACUGUGUAAAAUCUCUGAACGUCGAGCUCUCUUUCUAGCGAAGACGAACAAAUUACAUAUGGCCAAAAUAGAAGAAUGGGGAGUUGGCACAGUUGAGAAGAUUCUCUAAGAGACGAGGAUUAUGCUGAAACAGGACUUUCAAAAAUUGUUCUAACAACGGCAGACUUCCAAGAAGACUACUUUAAGGGAAACCACUGGAAUCUCGAAUUAAUUUAUCACUUACAUUAUAGCCAAUUCAGAAACCUUUGGAUAUCCUUACGCAUCGCUAUACUGUUGCAAUGUGCGUUAUAUUCGAGGCUAAAUCCUGCGGACCCUAAUUUCUUCGACUCGCGUUUCCUUACCAGUGAGCGACGAGCGCAUCGCGCCAAUCGGAGUCCACCUUCACGUAUUUAAUCCCUAGUUUCAUCGCGGUCGCGAGACACAUUUUUCAUGAAAGGGGAGGAAGACGAGCUUAGUACUGCCGGAACUAUCGAGGUUUGGUAAUGUCGACGUGCCGUGGGCGAAGUUCGUUGUGCCUCUUUCAGAUCAAUCCUCUGACAGUGGUUCAACGAGGGUUGCCCUUGAAUGACCCUCCCCCAUAUUCGUACGAGUUAACGCCUCAGGAUAUUAUAAUUCGUCCAGUCCCCCGUUCGAAAUUGGCUACUGUAUAUAGAAUACUAUGUACACACAGGCCAACGGGUGGAGUUUCUUCGCAAUAGGCAGGAUAUAUUUAGAUCGGUUAGCGUAUCAUCUUUGCAGUAAGUUGUAUUUACGCGCGGUACGAUUGUAUUUAAAUCAGGCUAAUAAACGGUCUCGUUGACAAUGAACUUGUGCAUUUCUGUUCCUUUCUAAUCCCCUUUCCGUCCAUGAAAGAAUAUUUCGUACUUUGAAACAGUGCCGCAUUGUGGAGAGCCUUCGCAACUUCCGUCUUAAUACUUUUAGUAGGAUAGAGUUCAUUCUUUUGUAGAAGGGAAGCCUUGAAAAGAGUUUCUAGGGCGAACGAUCUUCAUCGCCUGAGCAAUUAGUGGUUCCUUUGAAGGCUCUAGACAUUGUGCAUAUGUCCGAGCAUAUGUAUAUUAGGUACAAUGGUUACAUCCUUUCUGGAAUUGCAUUAACGUUCAGCAGGAAAUGUGAUUCAAGAGCAACCAUCAUGAGAACCACUCGAGCUUGGAAUCUAACAGGUUUGUAUAUUC